Messenger RNA from Clupea harengus (Atlantic herring), 1915 nucleotides. It is a transcript of the gene rnd3a, whose product is annotated as Rho family GTPase 3a. Gene Ontology annotation, biological process: small GTPase-mediated signal transduction. Gene Ontology annotation, molecular function: GTP binding; GTPase activity. Lineage: Eukaryota; Metazoa; Chordata; Actinopteri; Clupeiformes; Clupeidae. The record is from RefSeq and is a predicted model, not a curated record.
UUGCAUCCACUCUGACACUUAGUCAUCCCUUGAGGGAAGAAAAAAAACCUAAUCACUGUUUGGAGAUCUAGAUUUUUUAUUUUUUUUUUAUUUUUGGUGAACAGACGUGGCAAACCACACCUUAAGAGACAGAAGCUUCCUUCCCAUAGGGGUUGUGCUCAGCUAAUCAGCUUACCAAGAAGCCAGCUGAACACCAGCAGGUUAGCGCUGGGCUUGCGACACACACGGGCGUCUUUAUCAGUGUUUUAUUGACAGACUCCCAGUCAUGGGGUUAUCUGCGCCGGUUUAUCAUCAAGCCCAUAAUCAGGCUGUCAUGGCGACGCUUUCCCUGAGAAAAGGAGCUUUAAGGGCACGCCAGAGGAAAGGAGUCACGAGUGAAAGAUCAGCCUCACCCACAUGGAAACACCUUUGACUAGUGCAAGAGCAAUAAAUAGCCUAGCAUAAUUCAUUUAUAUAACAUGAAUAAUUUAAUUUAUAUGAUAUGAAUCAUAUUUUAUUUCUCUCACAACUUCCUAUCUACAGUGGAUACUGAAAGAUGAUUUGCUUUCGAAUAGAACCAUCUGACUGAACCCUUUGCGACCAACGGGGGGCGCUGUGCUUAUUGUCCUUGCGUCUUCUGUUUUCCUGAAGGCGUUAGGGAGGGUUGGUCGUUUGCAAUGUGAAGCACAGCGAUUGGUUAACGGCUGCAUAUAUAAACCGGUGAAUGUCUUCGGCAGGAGUGAGUGUAGUGAUAGACUUUACGGGGCUUGACACAAGCCUGAGCCAGACAGGAAUCUCACCAAGGGAACGAACUGUGUAAAGAAAUUCAUUGUAAGCUUGUUUUUUUUUUAUCUACGUUGGUGGACUUGCGGACUGAUCUAAAAAAGGAAAUCAAUGAAGGAGAGAAGGUCUUGCCAAAAGCCAUCACUGAAUUCCGGGAUGGAUACCUCGCAGAGUGUGAAAUGCAAGAUCGUGGUCGUUGGGGACAGUCAGUGUGGAAAGACGGCUUUACUUCACGUGUUUGCCAAGGACUGCUUUCCAGAGAACUACGUCCCGACGGUGUUUGAGAAUUACACGGCCAGUUUUGAAAUCGAGACGCAAAGGAUUGAACUCAGUCUGUGGGACACUUCAGGUUCUCCGUACUAUGACAACGUGAGGCCUCUCUCGUACCCGGACUCCGACGCCGUCCUCAUCUGCUUCGACAUCAGCAGACCAGAGACCCUGGACAGUGUGCUCAAGAAGUGGAAAGGGGAGAUCCAGGAGUUCUGCCCCAACACCAAGAUGCUGCUCGUCGGCUGCAAGUCAGACCUGCGGACGGACCUCACCACGCUCGUGGAGUUGUCCAAUCACAGGCAAACACCAGUGUCAUAUGAUCAGGGAUCCAACAUGGCGAAGCAGAUCUCGGCGCCCUACAUCGAGUGUUCCGCUCAGCAGUCGGAGAACAGCGUUCGGGACAUUUUCCACGUGGCCACCUUGGCCUGCGUCAACAAGAACAACAAGAACGUCAAGCGGAACAAAUCCGGCCGCGCCAACAAGCGGAUUUCCCACAUGCCGAGCCGCCCGGAACUCUCGGCCGUGACCUCCGACCUCCGCAAGGACAAAGCCAAGAGCUGUACGGUCAUGUGAGCGGCACGCCACGGCUCGCCUCGCCUUGGCUCGCCGCAACAGAGGGAAAGGGCUUUGAACAAACGCUGGAGGAGUGCGGAGGUGGGGAGGGAGAGGGGGGGGGGGGUGGCGUAACGUGGAACAAGGCCCCCUCUACACCACAUGGGAGGUAACGCAGCGUUUGCUAGCGCAGAGGACGGGGGGGGGAACUAUGUGCACUUUAGAGCCUUUGCUGAACUCCUUCCAAAACACGGGGGAUUUGAAAUGACGCAACACGCCACAUAGCAGGAGUGCAUAGUGCCAAUGUACAGGAAAAUGUACAGAGGAGGGA